Messenger RNA from Beta vulgaris subsp. vulgaris (sugar beet), 1853 nucleotides. Its product is annotated as F-box protein CPR1. The coding region runs from base 87 to 1349 and encodes 420 amino acids. The record is from RefSeq and is a predicted model, not a curated record. Gene Ontology annotation, molecular function: protein binding. NCBI's taxonomy places the organism in Eukaryota, Viridiplantae, Streptophyta, Magnoliopsida, Caryophyllales, Amaranthaceae. The transcript has 3 exons.
GCUAAGAAAUUUCCUUUACAUUCCUUGGUCUAUGAGACUCGAUAGAACUUGCUAAGAAAUUUCCAGAGCUUUGAGUUUGAGCAACAAUGGCGACAUUUCCAACUGAAAUAAUCGCAGAAAUUUUGUCACGGUUGCCUGUAAAAUCACUUCUACGGAUAAAAUGCGUCUGCAAAUCCUGGAGCUCCUUAAUAAAAACCCCUAAUUUCAUCCUACUCCAGCUCAAUCAAACCCUAAUUUCAAAUUCCGAUCGUCAUCUCCUCAAAUCAUCAGCAGACGCCUCUUUCUAUUCCGCCGAGCUCGAUCUCCCCCACAACCACCUCUCCUUCACCAAGCUCAACCACCCUCUCCAAUUCGAUGAAGUCGAAUUAUUUGGCUGCUGCAACGGCGUCGUUUGCAUCUCCGAUUACGACAAAAUCGACGUAUUCUUACACAAUCCUUUUACCAAGUCGCAUCGCAAGCUCCCAAUGAAACGGACCCCAAACCCUAGAAAGGAUGUCGUAUUGUUCGGAUUUGGGUACGACCGCCACAACGAUGAUUACAAAGUAUUGAGGAUUCAUCAAGGGUAUAGUUGCCGCAAGUGUUGCUACAAUGAGACUUCGUUGUAUAGUCUGAACAAUCAUUCAUGGAAAACUAUUCAAGGUUUACCAAAUUCAUAUUAUCUGCCUUAUGCUGAUUCUCAUGGUGUUCUUGUUGGUGAGGGUUUGUAUUUUGUUGUGAGUUCCGAUGAGUUGGAUUUGCAGCAACGUAAGAGGAUUGCUCGUUUCGAUGUACGGACCGAGUGUUUUUCCCUUUUGGACUGCCCCAAUCAUGAUGAUAAGUGUAAGACUAAUUGGGAUUAUUUGGAAUUUCAUAUGAGAGAAUUAGGAGGAGAGUUGUCUGUAAUGGUGAUAUAUCUUACUAAACUUAGUAGUCAUAUGUUGUUACCUUACGUUGAUGAAGAUAAUGUGCGUAAUCGUGUACUCGAGCGAGCUGAUUUGUGGGUAAUGAAGGAGUGUGGAAACAAAAAUUCUUGGGUUAAAUUGUUUGCCAUUUCUGAGCUGACGAGUUUUUCGACUUCUGUUACUAGUAUUAAGCCAGUUGUGUACUCCAAAGAUGGGCGGCGAGUGUUGAUAGAGAUAGACUGUUUGGAGCUUGGUUGGUAUGAUUGGGAGUCCAAGAAGUUUGAGAAACUUACUCCUCGUGGCCUGCCUAAUACGUAUUACGACACUUCGUAUAUGCUGGGCAGCCUCGUUUCGCUUGAAUAUAAGGUGCAUCCAGAAACUGGAACAGGAGCAUUGCCAAGAAAGAACAAAAAGAAUAAUGAAGAUUUGGACAAUUUUCUUUCUGUGGGUUUCAAGUUGAGGCUAUGAGCCUAUGAUCUGAUUAAAGAUGUGGCUGCUGCGCGUUCGAAACAAUCUGAUGGUAACCCUGCAGUACCCUUGACGUUGAAAAGAAUCAUAUGUUUUUUGGUGUAAAUGAGCCACAGGGGUGAUACAAAUAGAAAUUAUAUUGGUAUUUCUUGGAUUGAUGUUGACCGAACAGAAAUUUUCAGCCUUAUUUACAGAAUCUGUAAAGAGAAACACAUAAAUUGGACAAGCAAGAUUUUGCAAUCUGAUAUUAUAGAGUAGGCAUCACUUUUUGUUGGCGAUAUUCGAACUUCAAACCAUGAACUUGUUGGGUUUAUACAUAUAGCUUAAAUUACACAGAAGUAUCUGACUCAUAAAUUAUGUGCUUGACUGAGUUUACUCUUCUGAUUUUGGUAAAAUGAUACGGACAUGUUCUCUCAUGUGAAUCAAAAUGUUCUGCUAAAAGCAUUUGCUUUGUUGGUGAUGCCAUGAUGGUAAUUAACGUCUACACUUCGUGUUCAUUUUGCA